CGACGUCCGAUACAUCGAGUAUAUGCCAGGGAGGGAUUAAGGAGCAUUCCGGAACCAUUUAAAGUGUUGUUCUUGUGCUACACCGACCAGUUAAAACCGUUGGACACCAAACAAUCAGAGGGCAAAGUUGUUCCACCUGCAUUAUGCCGGCGAGCAAAACCAUCAAAUAUUCAUUUUAACUUCAAGUAACGAUAAUGUGGGUCGCCAGGCGAGUUUUGUCGUCGCUGGUCAAAAGAACUCAGUAUGCGGGACAGUCCGGUUUGUUUUGCCGCCCUCAGCACGGCUCCCUCCCUGAGCUGGAGCUGCGGUACCUUCAGUGCACAUGCUGCUGGAGAAGCCGGGUUCCCGUGGCGAGCUUUGAGACCCUUAACGCUAAUCUGUCCUCCAGUAAUGAACCCUGCAAGGACGACGCGAGCAGAACGCUGGACACCUGCUACACCCCAGAGCAGCGAGACGCUAUCCUCCAGCUCCUCAACACCGCCACGCCGGGAGAGCUGGCCGGGAUAAAGCUGCUGCGAGGCCGCAAGUCCCUUAACAUUGUGGAGUACAGGACUAAAAACGGACCCUUUAAAACUCUGGAAAGUGUGGUGAAUGUUCCACUGCUAAAGCACAAAAGUGCUGUCAUUGUCUUCAACUCCAUUCUCAACCCGACGGUUAAGAAGGAGAGGAAAGUGAGGAUACAGCUGGCCAAGUUCAUCAGGCCAGAGGUCGACAAGUCUUGGUUAGAGGAUGCCAGUUCCAUAGUGUCACUCAUAUGUGGGACUAAUAAAAUUGCCUGGGCACACGUGGACCGUGGAAUGACUGUACUGGACUGGCAACAGGUGGACUGUCCGAAUUUCCUGAGGGGAACUUACAUGGCUUCUGCUUAUUUGCAUGAUGUGUCUUCAGUUGUGGCCCUCCUGCCAUCAGCAGAUUUCUACAUAAUAGAGAAAUCUUCCAUUUCAGUCCAAAACACAGCUCUGUUCCCCAUCAUGGCACACAUGAGGGCUGUGGAGGCCAUGCUUUUUGCUCUGCUGGAGCCCAAAAAUUCCCCGGCAGAAUCCAACAUUCCUCCCAGGGUUCUCAACAUGAUGAGGACUGCUGUAGGGCGCCACUUUGGACUGAUGGUGGGUGAGUCUCGAACAAGCGGGGCGCAGACAGUUCGACAGCUGAUGACAGAGUCGGUGACGCAGAAGCUUCCCAGGAUAAACUUUCCCCAGGAUCUGCUGGUGAAGUACAGGAAUUCCUUCCAGAUGGGCAGCAGAAGAGGAGGGGAGGAACUCUGUGAUGCUCUCCUUCAGGCUAUAGCUUUUUAUGAGCUGCUCAGCGACUGCUCCUGAGAGCCACUACCUGGACUGGUCACGUGCUCCAACCACACAACCAACAAACCUCAGAAAUGGCAUUCUGAGUUCUUUUGAACUUCUUUUUUCUUUGAACUUUUUGGAGGUUAAUGAUAAGUUUGAAGAAUUAAAUAUUUUUAUUGUGACUUAAAA
Oreochromis aureus is the source of this 1472-nucleotide messenger RNA. RefSeq names its product transcription elongation factor, mitochondrial (gene tefm). Lineage: Eukaryota; Metazoa; Chordata; Actinopteri; Cichliformes; Cichlidae. Gene Ontology annotation, cellular component: mitochondrial nucleoid. Gene Ontology annotation, biological process: transcription elongation by mitochondrial RNA polymerase; mitochondrial transcription. The transcript has 5 exons. Bases 195 to 1319 code for a protein of 374 amino acids. Gene Ontology annotation, molecular function: nucleic acid binding; DNA polymerase processivity factor activity. The record is from RefSeq and is a predicted model, not a curated record.